Messenger RNA from Kuraishia capsulata CBS 1993, 660 nucleotides. RefSeq lists its product as uncharacterized. Gene Ontology annotation, cellular component: membrane. Lineage: Eukaryota; Fungi; Ascomycota; Pichiomycetes; Pichiales; Pichiaceae. The record is from RefSeq and is a predicted model, not a curated record. Gene Ontology annotation, molecular function: quinol-cytochrome-c reductase activity; 2 iron, 2 sulfur cluster binding. Bases 1 to 660 code for a protein of 219 amino acids. The transcript has 2 exons. Gene Ontology annotation, biological process: mitochondrial electron transport, ubiquinol to cytochrome c.
AUGUUGUCCAACCUUGCAUUCAAGCAGAUCUCUAAGAGAGGUUUGGGAUUGAAGUCUAUUGCACCUAGAUUUCUUUCUUCCACCUCCACCGCUUUGAAGUCCACUUAUGACUCUCCAGACUUCUCGAACUACCUGAACAGCAACAAGGGCUCCUCUGACAAGAGCAGAGACUUCACAUACUUCAUGGUUGGUUCUUUCGGUGUGCUAGGUGCAGCUUCUGCCAAGUCGACCGUUGAGUCUUUCCUCUCUACCAUGUCUGCUUCUGCUGAUAUCUUGGCCAUGGCCAAGGUUGAAGUCAAGCUUUCUGCCAUCCCAGAAGGUAAGAACGUCAUUGUCAAAUGGCAAGGUAAGCCUGUUUUCAUCAGACAUAGAACCUCUGGUGAGAUCGAGGAGGCAAAUGAAGUUGAUAUCUCUACCCUUAGAGACCCACAGAACGAUGCUGACCGUGUCAAGAACCCAGAGUGGUUGAUCAUGUUGGGUAUUUGCACCCAUUUGGGUUGUGUCCCAAUUGGUGAGGCUGGUGAUUUCGGUGGUUGGUUCUGUCCAUGUCACGGUUCCCAUUACGAUAUCUCCGGAAGAAUUAGAAGAGGCCCAGCUCCAUUGAACUUGGAGAUCCCAGAGUAUGAGUUCAGUGAUCCAGACACCCUGGUUGUUGGUUAA